Molecule: messenger RNA, 5566 nt
Organism: Crotalus tigris (Tiger rattlesnake)
Lineage: Eukaryota; Metazoa; Chordata; Lepidosauria; Squamata; Viperidae
Gene: SCUBE1
Product: signal peptide, CUB domain and EGF like domain containing 1
Exons: 23
Coding region: 71-3130 (1019 amino acids)
Biological process (GO): signal transduction
Cellular component (GO): cell surface
Molecular function (GO): calcium ion binding
Source: RefSeq, a predicted model, not a curated record
UCUGCCAGCCCGGAGCGCCUCUUCUUAGCCAAAGAAACCCCGCAGGUUGCGCGGAAUCCCGAUCCGGAGCAUGGGGACUGGUGACUUUGCGCGGCGCUUGUGUUUGACUCUGGCUCUCCUCCACCUUGACAGGUUGGCCGGCGGCAAUGGGGUCCCAGAUGCUGAUGAAUGUACAGAAGGGACAGAUGACUGCCACAUUGAUGCAAUUUGUCAGAACACACCUAAAUCAUUCAAAUGUAUUUGCAAGCCAGGUUAUAAGGGAGAAGGAAAACAGUGUGAAGACAUUGAUGAAUGUGAAAAUGACUUCUACAAUGGAGGCUGUGUACAUGAAUGCAUCAAUAUUCCUGGGAACUACAGGUGUAUGUGUUAUGAUGGCUUCAUGUUGGCUGAAGAUGGACACAAUUGUCUUGAUGUUGAUGAAUGUUUGGAUAACAAUGGUGGCUGCCAACAGAUUUGUGUCAAUACUAUGGGAAGCUAUGAAUGCCAAUGUAAAGAAGGGUUUUUCCUAAGCGAUAAUCAACACACCUGUAUCCAUCGCUCUAAUGAGGGUAUGAACUGCAUGAACAAAGAGCAUGGGUGUGAACAUAUCUGCCGGGAGACACCCAAAGGUGGGGUUGCCUGUGAAUGUAGGCCUGGCUUUGAACUUGCCAAAAACCAGAAGGAUUGCAAAUUAACCUGUAACUAUGGAAAUGGAGGUUGCCAACACACGUGUGAUGACACAGAUAGUGGUCCUGUAUGCGGUUGUCAUCAGAAAUAUGCAUUGCAUUCAGAUGGCCGAACGUGCAUUGAGAAGGAUGAGGCUGCAAUUGAGAGCUCUGAGUUCAAUGCCACGUCAGUAGCUGAUGUGGACAAGCGGGUGAAACGGCGGCUACUUAUGGAAACAUGUGCUGUUAAUAAUGGAGGCUGUGACCGGACUUGCAAGGACACAGCCACAGGAGUACGCUGCAGUUGCCCAGUUGGAUUUACCUUGCAGCCGGAUGGGAAAACAUGCAAAGAUAUAGAUGAAUGUCUGGUGAACAAUGGUGGCUGUGACCACUUCUGCAGAAACACAGUGGGAAGCUUUGAAUGCAGCUGCCAAAAGGGCUACAAAUUACUAACGGAUGAACGAACCUGCCAAGAUAUAGACGAAUGUUCAUUUGAAAGGACCUGUGAUCACACCUGUAUCAACUAUCCUGGAAGUUUUGAAUGCUUAUGUCACAACGGUUAUACAUUAUAUGGAAUGACACAUUGUGGAGAUGUGGAUGAAUGUAGCAUCAACAAUGGAAGCUGUGAAUAUGGAUGCCUUAAUACUGUGGGAGCUUAUGAAUGUUUAUGUCCAUCUGGAAAAAAAUUACACUGGAAUAAAAAAGAUUGUGUUGAGAUGGUGAAAUGUUUGCCCGGUGCCAAUCCAGUUCCCAAGGCUCAGUUGCUCUGUAGCAAAUCAGGAGGAAUUGAGAACUGUUUCUUAUUCUGUCCAUCCAACACCCUUUUCGUUCCAGAUUCAGAAAAUAGUUAUUCAGUAAGCUGUGGAGUGCCAGUACAACAGGGCAAGACACAACAAAAACGCAACAGUACACUACCAGGUUGUAUGGACAUCUUAAUGCCACCCAUCAAACAGAAGGCUCGUUUUAAAAUUAAAGAUGCCAAGUGUCAUUUAAGGCCUCGCAACAAAGAGAAGAUUAAGGAGGCUGGAAAGCAGCAAGUUCUUCUAGGAGGUCAGUUCCCCUGUGCAGACAAUUGCCACAUAACUUUUGUAAACCUAAAAUGUGAUUCCUCUAAGAAAAAACGCCGUGGGCGAAAAUCUCCAUCAAAAGAAGUAUCCCAUAUCACGGCUGAGUUUGAAAUGGAGAUGAAGUCUGAAGAAGUCUCAGACACUUGCAAUAUUGACUGUUUGAGGAAAAGGAUGGAACAGAAACUACAACUAGCUAUCAAAACCUUGAGAAAAUCUAUUAACAAGCAGCAAUUUUACAUUCAGUUUUCUGGGACAGAGUAUGAAGUAGCUCAGAAGGCAGCGAAAAUUGUCAGCGAAGGACAUUCCUGCAGUACUGGGCAAGUGCAGCAAGAUGGCAAAUGUGUUACCUGCAGCGUUGGCACCUAUUAUAGUGGAGAACAUAAUCAGUGCAUUCCUUGCUCACCAGGAACAUAUCAAGACACAGAAGGUCAACUCUCCUGUGAACCUUGUCCAGGAAAUGAUGGGCAAGGCAUUGCAGGUGCACGAAGUGUGUUAGAAUGUGGAGGCCAGUGUUCUCCUGGGCAGUUUUCUUUUGAUGGUUUUAAACCUUGCAGACUGUGUCCCCUUGGCACUUAUCAGUCUGAACCAGGAAGGACACUCUGUUUCCCCUGUGGUGGAGGACUGGGGACAAAAUAUGAGGGCGCAGUUUCAUUUCAAGACUGUGAAACUAAAGUUCAUUGUUCUCCUGGCCAUUACUACAACUCUACAACCCACAGAUGUAUCAGAUGUCCUGUAGGAACCUACCAACCUGAAUUUGGCCAGAAUUAUUGCAUCACUUGCCCUGGAAAUACAAGCACAGAUUUUGAUGGUUCCACUAACGUUACACACUGUAAAAAUCAACAGUGUGGUGGAGAACUUGGAGACUAUACGGGAUACAUUGAAUCCCCCAACUAUCCAGGAGAUUACCCAGCCAAUGUUGAAUGCACUUGGAAUAUAAGCCCGCCCCCAAAGAGACGGAUCCUGAUUGUAGUCCCAGAGAUCUUUCUCCCAAUUGAAGAUGAGUGUGGUGAUGUUUUAGUAAUGAGGAAAAGUGCUUCACCUACAUCAAUUACUACCUAUGAAACCUGCCAAACCUAUGAGAGGCCCAUAGCAUUCACCUCCCGGUCACGGAAGUUAUGGAUUCAGUUCAAAUCAAAUGAAGGCAACAGUGACAAAGGAUUUCAAGUCCCCUAUGUAACAUACGAUGAGGACUAUCAGCAGUUAAUAGAAGACAUUGUUCGUGAUGGACGUUUAUAUGCUUCAGAAAACCACCAAGAAAUUUUAAAAGACAAGAAAUUGAUUAAAGCCCUUUUUGAUGUAUUGGCACAUCCUCAAAACUAUUUCAAGUACACAGCACAAGAAUCAAAGGAGAUGUUUCCAAGAUCAUUUAUAAAGCUAUUGCGGUCAAAAGUUUCCAGAUUUCUACGACCAUACAAGUAGCUUCUAGUGCUUUUCAGGGGUUUUGUUUUGUUUUUGGUUCUUUUGCAUUCCUGUCAAAUAUUGUAUUGGGUUUGACUGUAGAAACAUUUUUGCUGAUUUUAAGAUUUCUUGCCCAUCUUUAUCUUAAAUUGUAUAUUGAAGAAUAACUAUAAUGUUUUAUAAUCUCCAAUAUUUGAUGGGAUUUUUUUUUUCACUUCAAAGAAAAGUAACUUGGAAUUCCAGAGUACAUCCAAUUGAUGAUCCAUAUUUUGGCUACACAACUUUAUUUUCAGUUUGUCAUAGAGAAGCGUUUGUUUUAGAAAAGGAACCUUGUUUAUCUUCCACAUAAAGAAGACACUUGUUCAUCUUGUUGAAGAAACUACCUGCAAAGAAGAAUUAUUGAUAGAAAAAGUAUGUAGUAUAAAUAAUACUUGGAUUUUGAAUUGCACUUGAACUUUAUAUGUGAAAUUAGGAGAAGGGGAAUCUAAACUUCAUUGUUUCCUAUUGGUGGUUUUAUGGAGACUUUUUUUUAUAAACCAAAAAGAAGGUGAGGGUAAAAAUAGUUGUCUUAAUUUUUGUUUAAUCCUACAAUCCAUAGAUUUCUUGUCCCUGAUGUAAAAAAUUUAAAACUGUUCUGAAAAUGGAAUGCAAUGAUGGAAUUAGACACAGAAUUGGUUUCUCUGCUAAAUUUUAUACCAAGAAGGAAGAGUCUUAAGGGGGGAACUAGUAGCUAGUUUUCUUGCUCUUGAUGGAAUAUCUAAAUAUGUACAAAAUCUAACAGACAACAGAAAUAUCAUUCAUAUAAUGUGUCUCACAGGAAUAAAUCACAGCUCAGAUCCUGCUGAUGCUUGCUACUAGGUGUGAUGAAGUGGGGACAGAGAUUCAUGUGCAGUGCGUUUUUAUCAUCGUCCACAUUCUAGGCUAUCUGUUGGCUUCCAAGGACCAAUCAAUCUGUCUCUCUCUCUCACUUACCCACUCACCUCAUCUAAAGCUUGAGAGACUGGCUGCAAAAUACUAGAUUUUUUAGACCUUGGGAAAGAUAAAUUAUUUUGUCCCUUCAUGUGUGCAUUCAUUGGUUGAUGGUAAUAAUCCUUGCUCAAUUUGAUCUGAUCAUCAUAAUUGCUUUAUUAUGAAUCCCAUUGAGUUUUGGAGGAGAAAUACAUUACUGUAAUCUACUUCUUGGCAUCAGAACUGACUUCAAUAUCUGCUGUUGUUGGCAUGGAAAACUCCAAGAGUGAGCAGGGAGUUAAUAAAUAUAUCCAUGAAGUUACUUUAAGAAGGUGAGCACAUUCGAGAAAAACUUUAACCUCUGUAAAUUAUUUGUUCCCAAAAACCUCUCCAGGCUUUUUGCAACAUUGAUCAAAUACAACAUUUUAUUUCUCAUCCUCUGCAAGUCAUCCCCUUCAAGAACUUCCAACUUUAUUUUCUCAAGACUCCUGGGUAGUAGGUUAAGUUGAUAGUGAACAUGCCCAGCUUAAUAAUAUAGCAAAUGUGGCAGAAUAGCUAAAUAGCACUCUAAUGCCAACUAAAAAUCAAAUGCAAAUGCUGUAUGGAGAAAACUAGUGCUCAAGUGUGAUAAAGAAAGAAACAAUUGUUAUUCCAAUUUGAGUUACUUCAAAUGACAUAUACUUGUUUUCAAAGUAAAUUGCACAUCUGUACAUCUUUUUAAUUUCAUGUAAACCUAAGUGAGUUCUGAGGAUAAGAAUACUAAUGACCGAUAGAAAUACAUCUCUGCAAAUGGUGCCCCUAAGAAUGCUUUACAAACCCUUCUUCCACCAAUGGAGAAGAGUGAAAUUACUGAAAUAGUGAAAUUACUGCCUAAUUCUACUUUCCUCUUUUUCAUCUGCCUCUGGUGCUAGUUAUGGAUGAGUAACAAUAGCUAUCAGCUUUCAGGGAUGUGCUUGAACAAAUGUUCUUAUGGCAGAAUUAGAAUCCUUGCUAGCUGUUUCCAUCUGGCAAGGCAGAGGAUGCCAGAGCCGAAGGGAAAUGCCCCUCGAAUUAAUGGUGCCACUUCCCAAGUAGGGAAUCAGCUGCAAAAAAAUGGUAUUCUUGGAAUUACAUAUGCAAGGACAAAUGGAUUUGAGACAUCUGGUAAAGAUACAUUCUACAGUCUCAAGAAAAUCUAGGGCCAAGUUCCUGCAUUCUACAUUUCAAACAACAGCAAGAAGCAGCUGAGAAUAAAGGAAGCAGUAUAAUUUACUGAACAUACCUGUACAAGAUAGUUUCUCUGGUGUGUUUUCCAUUCUAUUUACAGUGCAAAGAAAAAUGCAACUUGGUGUGCCAUCCUGAAUCUCAGACAAGCACGUGAGAUCCAGAACCUUCAGAAUAGAAGUUCAUUAAAAGCAGAAAAAAUAUUAAUACUAGAUCAGUGGUUCUCAACCUUUUUAAUGCUGCGACCCCCAACCGGUCGUAAGUUGGAGACUACUCAACUGGUCAUAAGUCGAGGACUACUCAACU